Messenger RNA from Brettanomyces nanus, 2184 nucleotides. RefSeq lists its product as uncharacterized. Gene Ontology annotation, biological process: mismatch repair. The transcript has a single exon. Gene Ontology annotation, cellular component: MutLalpha complex. NCBI's taxonomy places the organism in Eukaryota, Fungi, Ascomycota, Pichiomycetes, Pichiales, Pichiaceae. Gene Ontology annotation, molecular function: ATP binding; ATP hydrolysis activity; mismatched DNA binding. The record is from RefSeq and is a predicted model, not a curated record. The coding region runs from base 1 to 2184 and encodes 727 amino acids.
AUGCCACCUAGAAUCAAGCCAUUGGACAAGAAUGUUGUGAACAGAAUUGCCGCAGGUGAGAUUAUCAUUGCGCCUUCAAACGCAUUGAAGGAGAUUGUGGAAAAUUCAAUAGAUGCUCACAGUUCGGCAAUAGAGAUCAGCGUGAAAGACGGAGGAGUGAAAUUAUUACAGAUAACUGACGAUGGCGGGGGAAUCAACAAGGAGGAUUUGCCGCUGCUUUGCGAACGGUUUACCACGUCUAAGCUCCGCAAGUUCGAGGAUUUGGAGACGAUUAGCACUUACGGAUUUCGAGGCGAGGCAUUGGCCAGCAUAUCGCACAUCUCGCACCUUUCAGUGGUGACGAAGACGGCGGCGGAUCAAUGCGCCUGGAAGUGCUACUAUUUGGACGGCAAACUUGUUCCACCCCCCACCGGCGGAAGUAGUGAGCCACGGCCUAUCGCUGGAAAAUGUGGAACUUCCAUUAUAGUGGAGGAUCUUUUUUACAAUGUUCCGUCACGUCUUCGGACAUUACGCUCAUACGGUGAAGAAUACGCAAAAAUAGUUGAAAUAGUAAGCAGGUACGCGAUCCACACGGAGAACGUCGGGUUUAGUUGUAAGAAGCAAGGUAGCAGCUCUACGGACUUGGUGAUUCGGGCAGGAAUGUCGCGUAAAGAUCGCAUUAGAAGUAUAUUCGGCUCGUCCGUUGCCAACGAGCUGAUCGACGUGGAGUUGGAGCCUAAUUCAGAUAUAGGGCUAGUAAAGUGUUCUGCUUACGUAACCAACUCCAACUACAGUAAUCGCAAGUCAAUCAAGCCUAUUUUCUUUAUAAACAACCGUUUGGUGGUGUGUGAACCGUUACGAAGAGCCAUGAACCAAGUGUACUCCACUUAUUUACCGAAGGGCCAUAAACCGUUCAUAUAUUUGGCCUUAGAGAUUGUUCCGGGAAACGUUGAUGUCAAUGUUCACCCAACAAAGAGGGAAGUUAGGUUCUUGAACGAAGAGGAGAUUGUCCAGAGCAUCGUUGAUGCCGUAGAGGGAAAGUUGUCAAGUUUGGACUCGUCUAGGACUUUUCUUACGCAGCAGGUAAUUACGCAGUCCCAGCGGGUGGAGGAGAGGCUAAAGAGACAGCCCUUAGACGAAGAAAGCGACACAACACACAAGCGUCGGUCGACUGCGUCAAUCUCGUCAAUCAAGCAGUUUAAGAGACCCUACGAGAAGGAUAUGGUUCGCACAGACUUUAGUCAGGCCACCUUGGAGGAAUACGUGAGCAGCCAGGCCGUCGUGGGGGCUUCCGAAGAGGUGCCGCGUAGCAAUCACGUGAUUGAUAGUAGUAUUGAAGGUCGCGUAAUUGAGAAUCAUGAUGAUGCAGAUGCAGAUGAUGUAAUAUCUGAUCAUGUGACUCUAUCAGAUAAUGAAGUCACUAACUCUUCGAAUACUUCCUCUCUGCCUGCAGUUGUUAAGCUAUCCAGUGUCAACGAACUUCGAAAGGAAGUGGAGAGCCAGUUGAAUGUAGAGUUGACAGCGUUGUUCAGUAAGCACACGUUUAUUGGAGUGGCAGACUAUUCUAGAAGAUUACUGUGUCUUCAGUACGGAGUCAAGCUCUUCUUGGUUGACUAUGCUUCCGUAUGCAACGAGUUUUUUUAUCAAGUGGGCCUCUCUGAUUUUGGCAACUUCGGUAGAAUUCGGUUUAGCAAACCCGUGGAUAUCAGAAUGCUUGUCAAAGAAGAGAUCUAUGAGGACGAACAGUUGAUGAAACGAUACCCAGGAGCUCCAGAUUUGGACGGAUUGAUUCAAUCCGUUUAUGUGGAGAUGGCGGAGAUGCUGGAAGAGUACUUUUGUAUGAAAGUUGACGUCAGCGAUGCUGAAAACCCUAAAUUGCUAACUAUUCCAAUGCUUGUUAAGGGCUAUAUACCGAGUUUCAACAAGCUGAGUUUAUUUCUAUUUAAGGUCGGUGCCUGUGUGGAUUGGGAGGAUGAGAAACAGUGUCUUGGAGGUAUUUUGAGGCAGCUAGCGUUGUUUUAUGUGCCUGAACCGUUGAGCGAUUUGGAAGAUGAUGCAGAAAGUAGACGAUCAACCAGUGAACAGUUGGAAAACAUUCUCUUUCCAUUAAUUAAGAAACGAUUUUUGGCUACGGAGAACUUGGUAAGAGACGUCGUGGAGAUCGCUAACUUGCCAGGACUUUACAAGGUGUUUGAGCGGUGUUAA